Hydractinia symbiolongicarpus is the source of this 941-nucleotide messenger RNA. RefSeq lists its product as uncharacterized. Bases 83 to 550 code for a protein of 155 amino acids. The record is from RefSeq and is a predicted model, not a curated record. NCBI's taxonomy places the organism in Eukaryota, Metazoa, Cnidaria, Hydrozoa, Anthoathecata, Hydractiniidae. The transcript has 3 exons.
UUUCAUUUUUCAUUACGUAUUUUAGGGGUAAAUAAAGAAACGAUUGGGUUAGACAGAGAUCUCAAUAUUACCUAGACAUAUAAUGGGUGAUUGGAACAUUGCUGAAAGUGACGAGGAGUGGGGGAUGUACAAUCCGCCAUUAAACGCGAAACAAAACGAACCAUACAUUUCAAAUAGACUUAUUCCUUUAUUUAAAGAGAUUGAUGAGAAGAAAGUGUUGCCGCUAAAUUUUAUGUGCGCAAGGAAAGGCAACGUCAGUAAAGAAACACCACAAAGCCAACUUCCUGUUGUUUCAUCAGCUCAACAUGUGAAUGAAGAGAGAAAUAAAUCUUUGAAAGAAAAUCCAGAUACAAACAAAUCGUUCGAAGCAUUCGAAUUUGAUGAAGCCAAUGAGAAACCUUCUUUAAAGAGAAAGACACCUGCAAGUGCAAAACGUGAAAAGAAAGGACAAGUGGCGACGAUGUAUAAUGUGAUGAACGAUCUUCUACGUAACAAAUCACGUGAUGAAUCAGAGACGAAUAAACCUGAUGAUGAAGCUAAGGAUUCGUAAAGGCCUCCAACCCCUUCCGUUCGUCCAAUAGAAGUUAAAGGUUCAUCAUUGUCGAGACAAGCAACUGUAUUGCUGUUUUAUUCCUUGGAAACUUUCCUAUGUUGCUGUUUCAGUUGGUGGAUAAAAUUCUUGACACAAAAGAAAUGACAAAUGGAUUACCAACUAGGACAUGUUGUGUAAUGUUGACCAAAAAAGGUUGUGAGAUACGCUGCUGCGUCUUAGACAUUUAAAUGAAACGAAAUGUUCGCGUUAAAUGUAUAAUACCAAGUUUCUGCAUGUGAUAAAAACACUGUUUAUUUAAACUUAUCACUGUGUGGAUUCAAAAUCAAUGUACUUUAUUAUCAAAAUUUUUUGCAAGAAAUAAAAUCGCAGCUACGCGGUUUUGCAGAAA